Molecule: messenger RNA, 566 nt
Organism: Myotis myotis
Lineage: Eukaryota; Metazoa; Chordata; Mammalia; Chiroptera; Vespertilionidae
Product: keratin-associated protein 6-2-like
Exons: 1
Coding region: 1-396 (131 amino acids)
Biological process (GO): hair follicle development
Source: RefSeq, a predicted model, not a curated record
AUGUGCUGCAACUACUACGGGAACUCCUACGGGGGCUGUGGCUACGGCUGUGGCUAUGGCUCUGGAUAUGGCUGUGGCUAUGGCUCUGGCUAUGGCUGUGGCUAUGGCUCUGGUUAUGGCUGUGGAUAUGGCUCUGGCUAUGGCUGUGGCUAUGGCUCUGGCUAUGGCUGUGGCUACGGCUCUGGGUAUGGCUGUGGCUAUGGAUCCAGAUAUGGUUGUGGAUAUGGAUCUGGCUAUGGCUGUGGCUAUGGCUCUGGCUACGGCUGUGGCUAUGGCUGUGGCUAUGGAUCUGGCUAUGGCUCUGGAUACGGCUGUGGCUACGGCUCUGCUUAUGGCAGUGGCUGCUGUACCUUCCGACCAUGCUGCUACCGACGAUGCUAUUCCUCUUGCUGCUAGAACAUCGCCAAGAACACUCUGCGCCUCCAACAUAAGAUUGAAAAUUAAUGCUUUUCCCCAAAUGAUGCCCCAUUCAUCAUCUCUACACUCCAGUGGGGAUUGGACACUUCCUGUUUUUACAUCCAAGUCUUGUUGUUAUUGAGGAAGUAGGAAUGCGUCCCUUGUGGGAC